UAGAACUUGAUUGAAUUGAGUAUGAUAUGUGAAGGUUCCACCUUUACUAUGUGUUUGGCCCUUUACAACAUCCUUAAUUCAUGGCCUUCUCAGGAACCCACUUAAUAAUUAGCUGAAUUCAUCCAAUUUCCAGCUUAUUUCCUUCCAUUUUGCCUUCACCAGUUAAUGAAAUGUCCUAGUGCACCAAAAGAUCAUUUUGUCUUUAUCACUUAUAAAAACUCCAUAUAAAGAGACUAUCUUCUCACACUUCAAAUCAGAAGAUUUUCAACCAAAUAUGGCAAUACGUGAGACAUAUAUGAGAGUUUCAGCUCCAUUGCUGGCCUAUCACUUGAUGUGUCUCUUUGGAGUUAUUGCUGAGAGUAAUUUCUAUGAAGACAUUGCCAUCACUUGGGGUGAACAAGAUGGUCUGAAGAUACUAGAUAGCAACUUUCUCAUGCUUUCUCUAGACCAGUUGUCUGGCUCUGGCUUCCGAUCCAAGGCAGAAUAUCUGUAUGGAAGAAUAGACAUGCAGAUUAAGCUUGUCUCUGGUAACUCAGCUGGCACAGUCACUGCAUAUUAUUUAUCUUCAGAAGGGCCAAAUCAUGAUGAGAUAGAUUUUGAGUUCCUGGGAAACAUCACUGGAGAGCCCUACAUAGUCCACACAAAUAUCUACACCCAAGGUAUAGGCAAUAGAGAACAGCAAUUCUAUCUUUGGUUUGACCCCACAAAACAUUUCCACACUUACACAAUUUUAUGGAACCCUCAACGCAUCAUUUUUUUGGUAGAUAACAUCCCUAUUAGAGUCUUCAACAACUAUGAAUCCAGGGGAGUUCCAUUUGCUAGCAACCAGCCCAUGAGGCUGUACUCCAGUCUAUGGUGUGCAGAUCAGUGGGCAACAAGAGGAGGGCUUGCGAAAACCAAUUGGUCCUAUGCUCCUUUCAAAGCUUACUAUAGGAAUUUUGAUGCUAACGCAUGUGUGUGGUCCAAAGGAUCAUCUUCCUGUCCUUCAAACUCAGUUGCCACUACUCAUAAUAAUACUUGGCAAGUUCAUGAUUUGGAUGCUUAUGGUAGAAGAAGUCUGAGAUGGGUGCAAAAGUAUUACAUGAUUUAUAACUACUGCAAAGAUUACAAGCGAUUUCUUCAAGGUCGACCUCGUGAAUGCAAGAGCUUUCUUGAUUCUCUUGAGUGUGGGAUAAGUAAUUUUAGAUUAUUUGAUUCUUUUAGUUUGUGUAUUCAAAUGUUCCACUCAAAUACACGGUUGAAUUUGAGUUUAACUUAAUUUACUUUUUCUUGGUUGAACUGAUAACUGUAUUUGUUUAUU
This is a messenger RNA of Vigna radiata var. radiata (mung bean), 1300 nucleotides long. RefSeq names its product probable xyloglucan endotransglucosylase/hydrolase protein 16. Bases 275 to 1258 code for a protein of 327 amino acids. Gene Ontology annotation, molecular function: hydrolase activity, hydrolyzing O-glycosyl compounds; xyloglucan:xyloglucosyl transferase activity. NCBI's taxonomy places the organism in Eukaryota, Viridiplantae, Streptophyta, Magnoliopsida, Fabales, Fabaceae. The transcript has 3 exons. Gene Ontology annotation, cellular component: apoplast; cell wall. Gene Ontology annotation, biological process: xyloglucan metabolic process; cell wall biogenesis. The record is from RefSeq and is a predicted model, not a curated record.